UCCCCCAGCGUUAACUCUCCGAGGCUGGCCACGAAUACGCUGGGCAGGGGAGCGAUGACCUCAGCCCCUCUCGACCAAUUAGAAAAGCCUCGUUGCUUGACCAAUGGGUCCAGCUCCUCGGCUGCCGAAGCGAGGACGCCCGAAGCUGGAGAAGACUCUGACCAAUGAGGAGUGGCAGCAGCAAGACGGACUGGCAGGCUAGCCUAAGGGGUCGGAGAGGCCUGGCAGGCGGCAGCCAAUGAGGGCGAGGAUCAGCGGAGGGGGGUGUGGCGGACCGCCGAAUAGGGGAGCGGGCGUUUGAGGUUGCAGGUGUCGGCGUCGGCGUCCGACAGCGAUGGAGCCUCCCCGGGGAGCUGCUGCAGCCGCCGUCUGUAGUCCCUCGCUCUGGCUCCGUGGCCUCGGCCUCCUCCUCCUGCUGCCCGCAGUCCCCGCCAGCCUCGGCCGGGACCUACUGGACGCUCCGCCGCCAGCGGCGGCCGGAAUUCGGACUGCACUGCUGGCUGACCGGCCGGGCCCCUCGCUGAGGAGCCGGCUGUGGGGAACAGAAGUCGGCCUCGGCCAGCGACGGCGGCGGAGCCCGAACGGAGAGGACGAGGGCUGCAGCCCGCUUCAGGGUUUCGAGGCCAGUCUGGUUAACAACACGCACCAGCAUGUGUUUGAUGAUCUUAGUGGCUCAGUAUCUCUCUCAUGGGUUGGAGACAGCACUGGGGUCAUUCUAGUCUUGACUACAUUCCAUGUACCACUGGUAAUCAUGACUUUUGGGCAGUCUAAGCUUUAUCGAAGUGAGGAUUAUGGAAAGAACUUUAAGGAUAUCACGAAUCUCAUCAAUAACACUUUCAUUCGGACAGAAUUUGGAAUGGCUAUUGGACCUGAAAACUCUGGGAAGGUGAUUUUGACAGGGGACGUGUCUGGAGGAAGUCAUGGAGGAAGAAUUUUUAGGUCAUCUGAUUUUGCAAAGAAUUUUAUUCAGACAGAUCUGCCUUUUCACCCUCUGACUCAGAUGACCUAUAACCCCCAGAAUUCUGAUUACCUUUUGGUUGUCAGCUCAGAAAAUGGCCUGUGGGUGUCGAGGAACUUUGGGGGAAAAUGGGAAGAAAUCCACAAAGCAGUAUGUUUGGCCAAGUGGGGAUCACAAAACACCAUCUUCUUCACUACCUAUGUGAAUGGCUCCUGCAAAGCUGACCUUGGAGUAUUGGAAUUAAGAAGAACCUCUGACUUUGGCAAAAGCAUCAAGACCAUUGGAGUAAAAAUCUAUUCUUUUGGCUUGGGAGGACGAUUCCUCUUUGCUUCAGUGAUGGCUGAUAAAGGUGCUACAAGAAGGAUUCAUGUGUCUGUAGAUGAAGGAGAGACCUGGAGUAUGGCCCAGCUCCCUUCUGUGGGACAAGAACAGUUCUAUUCUAUUUUAGCAGCUAAUGAUGAUAUGGUGUUCAUGCAUGUUGAUGAACCUGGGGAUACUGGAUUUGGCACAAUCUAUACCUCAGAUGAUCGAGGUAUUGUUUAUUCAAAAUCACUGGAGCGACAUCUUUAUACUACAACAGGAGGGGACACAGACUUCACUAAUGUGACUUCUCUUCGAGGGGUUUACAUGACCAGUGUCCUCUCUGAAGAUAGUUCUAUCCAAUCCAUGAUUACUUUUGACCAAGGAGGAAGGUGGAAGCUCCUGAGGAAACCUGAAAACAGCAAGUGUGACUCAACAGCUAAAAAUAAAGAGGAGUGCAGCCUUCACAUCCAUGCCUCCUACAGUAUUUCCCAGAAGCUGAAUGUUCCAAUGGCGCCCCUCUCAGAACCUAAUGCUGUUGGCAUAGUCAUCGCUCAUGGUAGCGUGGGAGACGCCAUCUCAGUGAUGAGUCCAGACGUUUACAUUACCGAUGAUGGGGGCUACUCCUGGACAAAGAUGCUAGAAGGACCUCACUAUUACACCAUCCUGGAUUCGGGGGGCCUUAUCGUGGCCAUUGAGCACAGCGGCCGUCCUAUCAAUGUGAUUAAGUUUUCCACGGAUGAAGGACAGUGCUGGAACAUAUACACAUUUUCCAAGGAACCCAUUUAUUUUACUGGCCUGGCAUCAGAGCCAGGAGCUAAAUCCAUGAAUAUCAGCAUUUGGGGUUUCACAGAAUCUUUCUUAUCCCGGAAAUGGGUCUCCUACACCAUCGAUUUUAAAGACAUCCUUGUCAGGAACUGUGAAGAGAAGGACUAUACCAUAUGGUUGGCUCACUCCACGGACCCUGGAGACCAUGAUGAUGGUUGUAUACUGGGCUACAAAGAAGAGUACCUUCGCCUUCGAAAGUCUUCAGUCUGUCAUAAUGGUCGAGACUAUGUGGUGACCAAGCAGCCGUCCGUCUGCACCUGUACCCUAGAGGAUUUCCUCUGUGAUUUUGGCUACUUCCGUCCAGAAAAUGAUUCCAAGUGUGUGGAACAACCCGAGCUGAAGGGCCAUGACCUAGAGUUCUGUCUGUAUGGGAAAGAAGAACAUUUGACAACAAAAGGGUACCGGAAAAUUCCUGGAGACAAAUGCCAAGGGGGGAUGAGUCCAGACCGAGAGGAAAAGGACUUGAAAAAAAAGUGUACAAGCAGUUAUUUGAGUCCAGAUAAGCAGAAGUCUUCAUCAAAUUCCACUCCAAUUAUCCUGGCCAUUGUGGGACUGAUGCUGAUCACAAUCAUAGCUGGAGUUCUCAUUGUAAAGAAAUAUGUCUGUGGAGGCAGGUUUUUGGUGCAUAGAUAUUCAAUUCUACAGCAGCACGCAGAGGCGAAUGGUGUUGAUGGAGUAGACACUUUGGACUCAGCCUCCCAUCACAAUAAAAAUAGUUACCACGAUGACUCGGAUGAGGACCUUCUAGAAUAGUCGUUUGAAGGAGUUGGGACAAACAGGCUUGAGUGUUGGUGGUGAACCUGCAUUGCUUCUCAUGAUGCCUGUUCUCUGAUCUGGGGAAUGUCUUCCCAGGAUGAGGUACCCAGCUCCAUUUUGUGCUGCUUCCAGUCAGACCCAAAGGACCUUCACAACAGAAAUGCAAGAUGGGGGAUGUGAAAUCCUAAGACUCUUCAGGAUUCAAUGCCUCUGAGAAGAGAAGUUCUUAAAUAAUUUCUUUUUAUUUUAAUUUGUGCUUCUGCUGAAUGUGGUAGGGAUUUUUUCCAAAAGGGAAAUGAAAUGGAAUUUGAAGGGAAUGAUUCACUAAUGCUAUUAUUGCUAUAUUUUUACAUGGUGCCUACCCCAGGGUAGCUGUCAGCUGUAGCAUAAACUCUCACAUUGGGUUCCAUGCUGUCAAUGCAAGAAUGAGGAUGGAGGCUGCAAAGACUGCUGUAGGCCCAACAAGUCUUCUCCAUCUGGGGACAACACACAACUCCCCCAGUAUUUUCCAGGUUUCCCCCCCCCCCCAUUUUCAUCAGGCAGUAGUAGCCUUCUUUUUUGCCCUCUGAUUUUAAACUGAGCCAUGAGCUUCUGAAGUACUAAGUCAGGAACACUUAAAAAGGGAAUAUUCUUAAUGGGGGAUGGGGUGGGUCAGGGAGGGGGAGGGGUAAUGGGGACUGUGUUAGCUUUAGAAACAAGUACAGAAGGAAUGAUUGCUCCUUUUGAGGCAUUUCUCAGACAUGCUUUGUGUAUGCGUGUACUAAUGGUCUUGCUGCAGAGUAUGUACUUGAUAUGGAUGCUUGAUGAGGUCAGAUGAUUUCUUCAAGAGCUAAUUUUUUGAGUGAGCAAGCAGUGCAACCUCUAUAUAUAGGGCUAGGCAUUGCUGUAUUCCAUUUCUUUCAUUUUGGGGCCCUCUGGUACCUCACUGAACCAUUCAAUUGAAUUAUGAAACCAGAUGCCUAUUUUUGCUUCUUUCAAGUUGCUAUUCUCUCUCCUUUAAGUUAGGACCAAGAUUUUCAAAGCUACAGGCUUUCUCUCUCUCCCCCCCCCCCCACUUCCUGGAUUCCCUUCCUCAUCUCUGUUCCUAUUCUGCCAAGCAUUUUGUUAGCUCAAAGGUUUGGCUCUAUUACCUUGCCCAUUUGGUGCCAUGCUGCUUUGAAAACACAUCUUCCAGACAGACAGACUCAAUAUGUGUGAUACAUUUAAAAAUUGGGGGGGGGUACCUUUCAUUUGACAUUUUUCCUUUACAAAAUGAAUAUGGAAUUAGGAGUGUAUUUUAUGUUCUCAUGUAGUCAACUUACAAGCAUUAGUUAUACAAGCUGUACAUGAAUGCAGCACAGUCAGUUCAGUUCAUGUAUACCGUACUGGUCAUGGUUUCCCAGAUUUCUGAAUUCCCCCUUUAACCAUAAUUUGGGACUUUUCCGUCCUUGGAAGCUGCCAUUUUACUUCUAGGGCAGAUUGUAGUUAGGAAGUCAGUGAAGAUUAAAUGUGCCAAAUUAACUUUUGUUGACAUGAAUGAACAGAUGGCUAAGUUCUCCAUCCCCGGCAUGUAUUAACAACAGCAGGGGAAGUAGGGAAGAAAAAAUCCAGGAGACUUUGCAACUGCAGUAAAUUAAAUGAGUCAGAAUUGUGUAGGGAGAAGAUAAGGCAGAAAGUUACCAGUUUGUAUAAAGGGAGCCAGCACAUGUUACGGCUAGGGAGCACCAGGCUUUUAGAAUGAAGAGGGUUUUUACAUAAUUUUAACUCUUAAAUCAUUCUGAAAAUACAUCAGAUCACAAGUUAACGAUGUUUUCAGCAAUUCAUCUCUUUCCUUCUCCUGCUCAAAACUAAUUUGAUGCUCAGAAAAGACAUAUCACAUCCGCAUCUCCCCAUCACAUGUUAAAUUAGGAACUGACAUUAUCUUCCUUUUAGUAUAGAUGAAAAUACACAGAACUACAAGAAGUCUGUAAGAUAGAAAAGUAAUAUUUUGACUAGACUACUUGCAUUUAGAUAUGCAGAGCACUUCUGAAUACAUCCAUGUUUUAAACUUUACAUUCCUGAAAUAUGUACGCCUGGGAUUAUUCCCAUUUUAGAGGUAAUAAAAUUACCUUUAGAUAGAGAGAAGGGACUUGGCCAGGGUUACACAGCAGUUAUUAGAGGCAGAACUUGUAGUCUUUUUCUAAAAAAAUCUUUACCUUCUGCCUUAGUAGCACUUCUAAGGCAGAAGAAUGGCAAAGGCUAGGCAAUCAGGAUUAAGUGAUUUACCCAAGUGACACAGCUAGGACAUGUCUGAAACAAGAUUUGAACCCAGGAGAUCCUGAUUCCAGGCCUAAUGCCCUAUCCACUGUACUACCUAGCUGCCCCUUUGUUGCAGUCAUCUUAAAAUAGCCAUGGACCUUUUACUUGUUUUAGCUGUAGCUCCAAGUGACUCUGGGUCUGCAGAAAAAUAGUUUAAUUAUAUUUCUUUUUAUGCCUGUAAGUAGAGGAUAAUCCAAUGGUAGAACUCCUACUUAUUUCCCCUAUUUUAUUUCUCUGACUUGUUAGCAAGGUUGGUUGGAGGACAGUGUUGGUGAAACCUAGAAGUCAUGGAUUCAUUUCAUUUAACUUUUGUUCUGCAUUUACAGGCUUCAUUCAAACCCCAUCCAGCUGUUUUACAGAUGUAUCCUAAUGAAGGAGAGAGUAGGUACAUGAGCAGAAAAUUCUAUUACUACCACUAGGAUAAAAAGAAACUUGAAAUGUAUGACCUCUCGAUGCUGGGGCGGUAGCAUUAUUUUUUAAUAUGAAGGGAUAAGACAUUAUUUCCCUUCCUGAACGUUAUGGUAGCAGAAGUUGUGAUUUCUGGAACUUUCAUCAGUAGCAUUCAUUGAAGUGAAGAUAUUUUGGAAGUGUAUAGAACCAACCCUUGGAUAAAGUGGGCCCUUAUAUCUCAGUGGAAAAGUCCCCCUCCCCCUCAAGCUGGACGAAUGCUGAAGCUUUAAGAAGUCAUUUUAGUCCAAGAGAGCAGACUGUGCUUUGGUUCCCCUUUCUGGGGGCCAGUAUGUAGAUGGAGUCAUGGGAAAUGGGCAUUUUAGUCCUUUGGAAGGUCUCCUAGGUGACUGCAGAAAGUAUUCUGGCCAGCUAGAGCUUCCUGUAUCUCUUCAGUGUACCUCUGAUUGGCCUCCAGGCCCUCAUCUUCCUAAGUUGGCAAUGAAGUGCUGCCCCGUCCUGCUCUAGACACUAGUCUGUUAACCAGUAACUUUAGGCUGGAGGCCCCCGAGAAGUACAAGAAGCCUCGUGGCUUCCCCGCUUGCCUAAUGGCAGGCUGGACUAGCCUGUCCCCAUGGAUCAUGGCCUAGAUGCUGAGGGGGUCGGGAGAGUCCAGUUUCUGUCUCCUGUCAUGAGAACCUGACAGAGUAAUGAAUUGGGCUGCUUCAUUGAAUCUCCUGACCCCCACCAGCACCUCCUCUCUUCAGUCUAGCAAGCAAACAUGUGCUUAAACUGUUUUUUAAUAGAACCAAAGGUAAGGUUUGCUGCAUCUGGCAGCACUCACGUGGCUUACAGGCCCCUCCACCCUUUGUGUCUCCCCUCGCCAGCCCUGACACAGCGGAUUGAUAGCCAUCCCUACAAGGGCUCCAGGGCUGUCUUCCCCGUGGAGGAGACCUGUCACAACAGGAUCUUCUUGAUUUCAUUUAAAAUGAAACUGUCAGAAUUGAGAUACUAACUCGGAAUGACCCACAACAGCGUUCUAUGUGAAUUUUUUUGAACUGGUCCAUUCUUAAGGGUCCUUGUUUAUAUACAUGCAUCAUGAAGCUAAUCUGUACCUUUUAUAAAUAUAUGUGUAUAUAUAUGUAUAUAUAUAUACAUAUAAAAACUGUAUAUUCUACAUAAUGAUUUAUUGAUGUGCCCCAGAACUUUCUUGAAACUUCCAUCCUCGGUUUUCUAUCUGGUGACAUAAAUGACUCCCUGGAAAUUCAGUUCUUUUACCGUCUUUGGAAAGCUAUUGGCUAGACUUCCCUCCUGUCCUAGUGGACAUCCUAUGUCUGAUGUCCAUGCCUGUUCCUUGGCCUUUCCUAAGCCAACGGUCCCAGUGCUUCCCCAAUAAGAGGCAGCUGCUUUCCUAUUAAGGCAUGACGCCGUACUGGAGAUAGUGUCACUGCAUGGACUCUAGUACUAUACAUUUUCUCUUCUCUUGGCACAGCCAGUUGCAUGUAGGGCAGGAAGAGGAUGUUCCAGUGACCCAUGUCAGUUACGCAAUAAAGCCAUUACGCAUACCUCCCCCUCCUCUUCCAUACUUAGAAAAAGUCACAAAGAUUGAAACGAAACUCAAAUUUCUUUAGCAUUAUGUAAAUAAAUCUGGAUGUGUUUAACUUUGUACUGGUAUUUUUCUGUAUAUUUGGGUUAGAAAUAAAACAGAAUGGACUUUGUGUUACCCAA
Monodelphis domestica (gray short-tailed opossum) is the source of this 7234-nucleotide messenger RNA. RefSeq names its product sortilin 1 (gene SORT1). NCBI's taxonomy places the organism in Eukaryota, Metazoa, Chordata, Mammalia, Didelphimorphia, Didelphidae. The record is from RefSeq and is a predicted model, not a curated record. Gene Ontology annotation, molecular function: protein binding. Gene Ontology annotation, cellular component: Golgi apparatus; membrane. Gene Ontology annotation, biological process: Golgi to endosome transport; vesicle organization; endocytosis.